Gongylonema pulchrum is the source of this 575-nucleotide messenger RNA. Lineage: Eukaryota; Metazoa; Nematoda; Chromadorea; Rhabditida; Gongylonematidae. The record is from the annotation of a GenBank genome assembly.
UUGCAGGACCUUAUUUUGCCAUUAGUAGAAUGCGCCCAACAGGCUUUGCGCAGAAAAGGUGGCGAGCUUACUUAUAAGAAAGCAGUAAACCUAUUAAAUAUCGUUUUGAAACAUAAGAGGGAGCAACUCACCGAGAAAAAGGCGGUGAAAUUAUUGGAUAAGCUUGUUUUAACAACGACGGAAACUGUAAAUCCUGAAAUGCGCAACAUCCUUGGCAGUAUUACAAGUUUUUUGUUCGCGGCCUGUUAUGACGCCAAGGAAAAUGUUGUUGCUGAGAGCAUGCGGUCGAAGAUGUUUGGAUUAUUGGAACAGUAUAUAACGGAUGGCAAUAGCCAAAUUUUGAGCGAAAUCAUUAUUACUCCGUUUAUCAAAUAUCCCCAAGCUUUCUUAAGCGAACUUCCACGAAUUAUGCAUUUCGCAUUUGAUGAAAGCACACGAACAUUUCAAAGGGUAUGUUCUGUUUUGCUCGCUCACAGCAGCUAUUCUUGCUAUUCAUCUGAAUGCAGUUUUGUGCAUAGUUUGCUUUGUUCAGUAGUGCGGAUGACCAGUGAAAGCUUAUUGUUGCCGCACUGAUU